Molecule: messenger RNA, 1368 nt
Organism: Vombatus ursinus (common wombat)
Lineage: Eukaryota; Metazoa; Chordata; Mammalia; Diprotodontia; Vombatidae
Gene: HS3ST4
Product: heparan sulfate-glucosamine 3-sulfotransferase 4
Exons: 2
Coding region: 1-1368 (455 amino acids)
Molecular function (GO): [heparan sulfate]-glucosamine 3-sulfotransferase activity
Source: RefSeq, a predicted model, not a curated record
AUGGCCCAGUGGCCCGUGCCGCCGCCGCCGCCCACUACCUCCUCUAAGGGGCCCCCGGCGCGCAAGCUGCUCUUCAUGUGCACCCUGUCUCUGUCCGUCACCUACCUGUGCUACAGCCUCAUGAGCUGCUACAGUUCCCUGCAGUUCCCACUAGCGCUGCAGGAGCCGCCCGGCGCGGGGGAGCCCUCGGGCGGCCCCCCUCCCAGCCCGCCACUGCUGCCCUCCCUCCUGCCUCCCCGUGUCCAGCUCGGCCCCUCGCGCCCGCUGCCGCCGUCCCUGGGAGCGCUGGCCAACGCUAGCCGGAGGGAGCCACUGGACUCCCCCCAGGCCCCCGGAGACAACUGGGGACCGGGAAGCAGCGGCGGAGAGGGGGCAGCCAACCGGGACGCCUGGAUCCGGACCCCCCUGGCCCCCACCGAGAUGAUCACGGUGCAGAGCGGGCUCUUCGAGAGGGACGCCCAUGAGUCCAGCACCACGGACGAGGAGCUCACUGGCCGGAAGGGGGGCAAUAGUACCAGUGGAGGAGGAGGGGAAAAGGGGGGCCCUGGCCCUGGCACCACUACCCCGGACUAUGGAGAGAAGAAGCUACCGCAGGCGCUGAUCAUCGGGGUGAAGAAAGGAGGGACCCGGGCUCUGCUGGAGGCGAUCCGAGUGCACCCAGACGUGCGGGCAGUGGGCGUGGAGCCGCACUUCUUCGACAGGAACUACGAGAAAGGGCUGGAGUGGUACAGAAAUGUAAUGCCCAAGACCCUGGAAGGGCAGAUAACGAUGGAGAAAACUCCAAGUUACUUUGUAACCAAUGAAGCUCCCAAACGCAUCCACUCCAUGGCUAAGGAUACCAAGCUGAUUGUGGUUGUGAGGAACCCUGUGACUCGGGCAAUCUCUGAUUACACACAGACUCUGUCCAAGAAACCAGAGAUCCCUACCUUUGAAGUGCUAGCCUUCAAAAACCGGACCCUGGGGCUGAUUGAUGCCUCCUGGAGCGCCAUCCGCAUUGGGAUCUAUGCCCUACAUCUGGAAAACUGGCUUCAGUAUUUCCCCCUGUCUCAGAUCCUGUUUGUCAGUGGUGAGAGGCUUAUUGUGGACCCCGCUGGGGAGAUGGCCAAAGUGCAGGAUUUCCUAGGCCUCAAACGGGUAGUGACUGAGAAACAUUUCUACUUCAACAAAACCAAGGGGUUCCCUUGUUUGAAGAAGCCAGAGGACACCAGUGCCCCCAGGUGCUUGGGCAAAAGUAAGGGGAGGACUCAUCCCAGGAUUGAUCCAGAUGUGAUCCACAGACUGCGGAAAUUUUACAGACCCUUCAAUGUUAUGUUUUACCAAAUGACAGGUCAAGAUUUCCAGUGGGAACAGGAGGAAAAUGACAAAUGA